AUGGUGCUGCCCAAGAUCUAUAAUGUUUACUUCCUUGCUGAUCGGUGGUUUGGAUUCGAUAUCUCCUCCAUGUCGCUUGUUAUCGGCACCACUCAGUACACAACAUACUUUGAUAAUCCCGAUACCAUUCGUCAAGAUGGUAUCACAGCCUCGAUGGCCGGCGGCUCUGUCAUCGGCGCGCUUGUUGUCGGACCCAUUUCCAACCGCUUGGGAAGACGCGACUCUAUAUUAUUUGCUUGUAUUUGGUGGCUCAUCGGUACUACCAUACAGGUUGCCUGUAAUGGAGAGGCAAUGCUGAUUGUGGAUCGUCUGCUGAAUGGCUUUUGCAAGGAAUACCGUGGUAUCAUCUUGUGCAUUCAGCAAUGGGCAAUAGAGUGGGGAAUUUUCGUCAUGUACUUCAUAUCUUAUGGCUGGUCAUUCUACCAUGGUAAGCCUACAGGCGCCUUUCGUGGCGCUUGGGCGAUGCAGUACAUUCCCUGCAUCAUGCUCAUGAUCGGGUUACCAUUUCUUCCACGCUCGCCUCGCUGGCUUGCAAAGGUUGGCCGAAAAGAGGAAGUCAUCAGUGUCCUCGCCAAUAUCCAGGCCAAGGGAGACAGAGAGGACCCUCUGGUCAUCGCGGAGUGGGAGGAGAUCACAACGAUUCUGGCUGCAGAGCGCGAAUCACCUAUCAAGGGCUGGCGUCUAUUUUUCACGAACGGAAUGUGGAAACGGACUUUUGCGGGCACUUCUAUGCAGGCUUGGCAACAAUUAAGCGGUGCUAACGUGAUGACUUACUACAUUCUGUAUGUUUUUGAGAUGGCAGGUCUGUCGGGAAAUGUGGACUUGACCUCAUCCGGUGUUGAGUAUGCGGUGUUCAUCAUAGGCACAGCCAUGACUUUCUUCUUCAUCGACAACACAGGCCGUCGACCACUUCUCAUAUAUGGGACCAUGGCUAUGAGUACAUGUAUGUUUAUUGUUGGAGGAAUCCUCGCCACCUAUGGCACCUAUCUGCCAGAUGGUCUCGAUGGCGACCUUAGCGUACGGAUUAAGGUGACUGGUGCACCAUCUUAUGUGGUCAUUGUCUUCAGCUAUGUCUUGGUUCUUGCAUACUCUCUUACCCUGGCCCCUAUUGCCUGGGUCUACGUUGCCGAGGUUUGGUCUCUUGAGACUCGGGCCACUGGCAUGGCAUUGGCUUCUGUGAGCAAUUGGCUCUCCAACUUUGGCAUCGGGUUUAUGAUUCCGGCUGGCUUUGCAAAUAUUACUUACAAACUCUUCAUCAUUUUUGGUAUCUUGAGUUUUGCUUCGUCAGUUCAAGCAUUCUUCACCUACCCUGAAACGGCUGGAAAAACUAUUGAGGGGAUUGAAAAGCUGUUCGAGCCGGGAGCUACUGCACCAUAG
This is a messenger RNA of Penicillium malachiteum, 1377 nucleotides long. RefSeq names its product sugar transporter protein. Bases 1 to 1377 code for a protein of 458 amino acids. NCBI's taxonomy places the organism in Eukaryota, Fungi, Ascomycota, Eurotiomycetes, Eurotiales, Aspergillaceae. The transcript is spliced from 4 exons. Gene Ontology annotation, molecular function: carbohydrate:proton symporter activity. Gene Ontology annotation, biological process: transmembrane transport; carbohydrate transport. The record is from RefSeq and is a predicted model, not a curated record. Gene Ontology annotation, cellular component: membrane.